Molecule: messenger RNA, 4899 nt
Organism: Fonsecaea multimorphosa CBS 102226
Lineage: Eukaryota; Fungi; Ascomycota; Eurotiomycetes; Chaetothyriales; Herpotrichiellaceae
Exons: 2
Coding region: 1-4899 (1632 amino acids)
Biological process (GO): nucleoside metabolic process
Molecular function (GO): catalytic activity; protein binding
Source: RefSeq, a predicted model, not a curated record
AUGUUAGCAGCCGAUUAUCAUGUCGGGUGGAUCUCUGCACUACCGCUAGAAGAGGCCGCGGCUCUGGACAUGCUCGACGAAAGGCACGGCAACAUUCAACAGGCGACCCAUGACACCAAUAAUUACAUUUUGGGCCGAAUUGGUCCACACAAUGUAGUCAUCGCAUGUUUACCUCAAGGAGUUAUCGGUCCCGUAUCGGCAGCUUCUGUAGCCAUCCCCAUGCGCGCCACCUUUCCCUCUCUUAAAUUCAUCCUGCUUGUGGGAAUUGGUGGUGGUGUCCCCACAGCACAGCAUGACAUUCGACUAGGAGAUGUCGUUGUGAGCCGCCCAACCGGACAAUUCGGUGGCGUGGUUCAAUACGACUUUGGAAAGACCCUCCAUCAAGGACACUUUGUUCGAACCGGCUCACUCAAUCGUCCCCCUGACCUAUUGUUGAAUGCUGUCUCAAGUUUAGAAGCUCAACAUCUCAGCCAAGGAGGGUCUCAAAUCAGUGCCAUCCUAGAAGAUGUCGUCCGGAGGAACCCACGGCGAGGCAAGGCUUGCAGGUAUCCAAAUGCCGACAAAGACGAAUUGUUUGAGUCAUCUUACGCCCACCAAAUCUCGGAGAGCGCCCUCUGCAAAGCUUGUGACCGCGGUAGGCUUGUCAAUCGGCCACGUCGCCACGGAACUCAUCCCGCCAUACACUAUGGCUUGAUUGCAUCAGGCAGCCAAGUUAUCCGAGAUUCGAUUAUGAGGGAGCGUCUCAGUGCAGAACUAGAUGUUCUCUGCUUUGAGAUGGAAGCUGCUGGAUUGAUGAACUAUUUUGACUGCUUAGUUAUUCGAGGCAUUUGCGACUACUCGGAUUCACACAAAAACAAGCGAUGGCAGGAGUAUGCAGCCGCCACAGCCGCCGCUUACGCGAAAGAGCUUUUGUGGAUGAUACACCCACCAGCCUCCUUCCAACAAAUCAUGCCUGAUAGGACUUCUGGUGACAGAGGGGGCAUCAGUGCUCAGUACAUCCAAGAGGACUCGUUUCAAGAAGGACAUGCGUCUGGUUUUGAUGCCAGGUUUCCGACGGCAACUAGAUUCCACUCGGCUGCCGACGAAUCAGCAUGUCUCCGGUCGCUUUGGUUUAGGGAGAUGGGUGGUCGCCGAGACAACAUUGAUCGUGCGGCCGAGGGAACCUGCUCCUGGCUGGCAGAACACCCGGACUAUCAGCGAUGGGCUUCACAGAAUCAUGGCUUCCUCUGGAUAACAGGAAACCCGGGUAGUGGCAAGAGUGUCCUUCUUGACACGCUGGUAAGCAGGGUCGAUAGCCUCAGGGACAAGAAGGUUAUUGUAGCUUCAUUUUUCAUCCAUGGCCGGGGCACCCAGAUACAAAAAUCCCCUGUUGGACUAUAUCGGUCUAUUCUGCAUCAGAUUCUGACAAAGGCCGAGAUCUUACUAACAGAGCUAACAAGCACUUUCGUGUUGAAUCAGCAAAAUCAGGGUGAAUAUGGACACGCUUGGGCGUGGCACGAAAAGGGUUUGUUCGACUUCCUCCAUGAUCGAGUGAAGCGAUAUGCUAGACACUCUAUCAAGAUCUUCAUCGAUGCCUUGGACGAAUGUGGCGAAGAAACUGCAAGGAAGCUUUCAGCAGAACUCUGGAGCCUGACGACCCCGACUUCGGGGUCCCAAUCGGCAAUCAGCGUGUGUAUCACCUGCCGUCACUAUCCAGUCAUGGAUCUAUAUGGUGCACCUGAGAUCUGCGUCGAAACUCAAAAUUCUGGCGACAUUGCUAGAUUUGUGCAGGGCCGUCUCGCGUUGGUCUUUAAGAACAAAGACUCGCGAGGAGAUGUGGAGACCGAAAUACUGCGCAAAGCUGCCGGAAAUUUCCUAUGGACGGCCCUUAUCCUCGAACAAACAACCCGUAAAGGACGUCACGGCUAUAGUUUGGGAAAGAUUCGCAAAGAAAUUCAAAACAGCUCCCCGGAGCUUAGCCAGAUAUACAAAGACGCGUUGACAAAAAUACCACCUGAGGACAGGAUGGAUGCAAUGCAUCUCUUCGAGUGGGUAUGCCUUGCCGAGGAGCCGCUUUCCCCAGUCCAGAUGCGCUAUGCAAUGGCCUUUGACCCGCUUGCUCCGGUGAGGACUAUUGCAGCAUGGGAGGAUUCAGAAACAUUUUAUGAGACCGACGGACAAACAGAAACGCUGAUAAAAGCGAUAUCUGGUGGCCUCGUCGAGAUUGUCGAAGGAGGCGGCAUCAUUCAGUGCAUUCAUCAGUCUGUCAAGGACUAUCUCCUGCAGCAAGGCUUGGAGGAUCUCGAGAGCUCUAUCAGCCAAGAACCAUCGAGUUCCGGUCUUGGCUCUAUCCUAUCACAAGCUCAUGAGCUCAUCUUCAAAUGCUGCAUGCAUUAUAUCCUCACGGACGAAAUUCUCCGGCUUCCCGUCAAAGAGGAGGAGGUUCCAAAGGAUCAGUAUCCCCUCAUUCAGUAUGCUGUGUCUAGGUGGCCCACGCAUCUGAAAAAAGCCGACCUCGAUGGUAGACUACAGAGAGAACUUUUGACAUACUUCGAAUGGCCCUCUCGGACUCGCCUGGACCAAUGGCUAUCACUAUGCUGCCUGGAUUCUCGUGCUUGUGUUCUCCCACCAGGAGCACACUUACUGCAUCUUGCUGGUUAUUAUAACCUCUGUCAUGUCAUAGAUGCCGUUUUUGACAACAACCCAUACGACGAGGUUGAUGCUAGAGAUGCCAAUGGAUGUACCCCUCUUAUCUGGGCGGCAAAGAAUGGACAUGCCGAGGCGACGAAGUGCUUCGUCCGCCGCGGGGCAGACGUCAACUCUUUUGAUGCGCAACGACAUUCGUCCUUGUGGUGGGCUUUAAAUCGCGGUCAUUUGGAGGUAGCGGAAAUCUUAGUCCAACAGGGAGCAGAUGUUAAUUUACAAGACGAAGCGGGCCGCACAGCGUUAUUCUGGGCAUCAUAUAAUCAGGACGAAGCGUCGGUCGAUUUCUUGCUAUCCAGAAACGCAAAUCCCAACAUAAAGAACAGUCAAGGAAGGUCACCGCUCCAUGCUUCUCACGCUUAUUGGCAGAGUAGGGGGGAAAUGCUAAGAAGAUCUCACGCGAUUGCACGGAAACUGCUUGAGAAGGGCGCACAACCAAGCAAGGAGUCAUCCGAGGGUGAGGUCCUGCUGCAAUGGGCUCUGCGUCUCAACAUGCAUGACAUUAUCGAUCUCAUCUUGAAAGUUGACCAAUUUGCCCACGAUGCUAGCCGAAGAGCGCUGGCCUUUUUGCAGGCCUUGCAUACACGGAAUCUCUCGGCCGCCUUCAAGUUUGCCAAUGCUGGGAUCAAUGCCCAAAGGUUCACAGACUUCAGUGGCGAGACACCCAUCGCCUACGUCCUUGGGAUGAAUUGCCAAGCGAUUGCCGAAGUAUUACUUGAGAAAAAGAACUGUGACCCCAACGGUCGCGGGUCCAGAGGAAUUACUCCUCUCAUUGCUACUGCACAACGGGGACUUGUUGUCAUGAUGAAGUCUCUUAUCACUCUGGGUGCCGAAGUGGAUCUCGCCGACUUUGAAACCCGAACCGCUUUGUCAUUUGCUGCAGAGGGCGGAUAUUUAGAUGCUGCUCGCCUACUCAUUGAAACGCAUGCUGACCUAAAUUUGAGCGACAAAAAGGGGAAAACACCGCUGAUGUGGGCAGCUGAGCAUGGGCAUGCUCAUGUGGUCGAUCUACUCGUCCAAAAGGGCGCAAAUCUAGAAGCUCAAGAUUCUUUGGAAUGUUCGGUACUAUUUUGGGCGGCGAGAGGUGGGAAGAGUGCUGUGAUGAAGUCACUGGGUGGUGUGGACAAGGAGCACCGGAAUUCACUGGGUCAAACUGCCCUCUGGUGGGCUAUAAUGCAUCACCAGAUCGAUGCUGCAAGAUGCCUACUUGUCUCCGGCGCCAACGCCAACCCAACCGAUAGGGAUGGCAGCAGUCUCCUCUUAUGUACAGUGUCUAUUGGUUAUCUUGCUGGCGCCCAGCUUCUCCUCGAGCACGGCGCGGAUGCCAAUGCAAAGGGCCACAAGCAGCAAACGGCGCUUCUUGUGGCAACGACGAAUGGCAGCAUUGAGAUGAUACGACUGCUGCUUCGCUACCAAGCAAAUCCUGACGAAGAGGGUUUCGACGGCUAUACUCCAUUACUACUUGCGGUCAAGAAAAAUCUGGUGAUUGCCGUCGCAGUCCUUUGCGAAGUCUCGCAACUGAAUCGUGGCGACCACAAUCGGCGGACGCCACUUUUGUCAUCAGCCGUGACCAAUGGGAAUGAAACAGUUGCAAAGUGUCUGUUGGAACAUGGAGUUGACGCCAAUUGCCGAGAUAAUCGAGGGAGGACUCCAUUGUCCUUCGCUUGCGAGUAUGGGUAUGAAAGUCUCGUGAGGAUCUUGCUGGAGUACCGGGUCGAUAUCGACGCUCAGGAUCAGGAUGGCCGUACCGCCUUGUGGUGGGCGGCGGCCUAUGGCAGAACCGCCAUUCUGAAAACCUUGCUCGAGAGAAGGACCGAGAUGGAAGUGUUGGCCGAAUUGGACGAAUCGGCAUUAUUGAAAGCUGUGGAUAACGGCCAUGUCGAGGCGGCUCGGCUCCUGUUGCAACACAUGUUCGCUGCUCGUUCCGAUCCUAAAUUCAGCUCCAGGCUCCUGGGAUUGGCAACCGACAACAGCGAUCCAGCCAUGGUGUCAAUGUUGAUUCAAGAAGGGGUAGACUGUAGUCGAACCCUUCCCUCUGGUCGAACGCUGUUGUCAUGGGCUGCGAAGACCGGUUGCCUUGAUGUUCUGAAGACGUUGGACAGCCAUGGGAUUGACCUUGAGGCCCCCUGCGAUCAGCAAGGGCUUACCGCCCUUGACUUGGCCUUCCAACGCCGCCACAUGAAUGUGGUUGAGUUCUUGAUGGGAUACUCGAAAUGA